UCGUUGCUUCUUAGAGAGCGUCGCUUUAAGCCAAAACUUGCUUUAUUAUUGAAAUAAAUAAGAACAAAAUGGCAAGCGCAUCAAGAAAACGAGUAUUAAUCGGUUGCACUGGUAGCGUUGCGACUAUUAAACUGCCUCUAUUAGUGGAUAAAUUGUUGAAAAAUAAUUUGGAAGUAAGAGUGGUCGUUACUGAAAAGGCGAAGCAUUUUUUUAAAGAAGCAGAAUUAUCACCAGGAAUUCAAGUUCUAUCUGAUACCGUCGAAUGGGCUGCAUGGCAAGAUCGAGGAGAUCCAGUAUUGCAUAUAGAUCUUGUUAAGUGGGCUGAUCUAUUCUUAAUUGCACCACUUGAUGCUAAUACUCUUGGCAAAAUGGCGAGUGGAAUUUGUGACAAUAUACUUACCUGCGUAGCUCGUGCUUGGGAUCGAUCUAAACCUUUAUUAUUCUGUCCUGCGAUGAAUACCAAAAUGUGGGAACAUCCCAUCACCAGACAACAGCUCUCGUUACUUAAAUCAUGGGGUUACAAAGAAUUACCAUGUGUCUCUAAAACUCUCAUGUGCGGUGAUACAGGAAUGGGUGGAAUGGCAGAAGUCGAUACAAUCGUUGAAGAAUCCUUGGGUUAUCUUUAUCCAUGGAAUUUCAUGCCUCCACGUCGUUGUACAAUUAGGGAGUAAUAGUAGAAAUUAUUAGGUAUUAGAUUUAUUUAUUGUAGUAGCAUCGUUGCACUUCAAUGUCGUCGCUUUUUCUUUUUUUUUUUUAAGUUUUUCGUUCUUGUUAUAUUUCUUUUUUAGCUCAGCAAGUAAAUCGUUAGAUUUCACUUGAUAUAGCACGUCUUUGGAAAUUUUUCAGUUAAUUGUAUUGGGUUGUUCGGAAAGUUUGUGCCGAUUUUCGAUAGAUGGCAUUAAAGUUCUUUUGCUAAAAAACCUGAAA
Polistes dominula (European paper wasp) is the source of this 927-nucleotide messenger RNA. It is a transcript of the gene Ppcdc, whose product is annotated as phosphopantothenoylcysteine decarboxylase. Gene Ontology annotation, biological process: coenzyme A biosynthetic process. The record is from RefSeq and is a predicted model, not a curated record. Gene Ontology annotation, molecular function: FMN binding; phosphopantothenoylcysteine decarboxylase activity. NCBI's taxonomy places the organism in Eukaryota, Metazoa, Arthropoda, Insecta, Hymenoptera, Vespidae. Gene Ontology annotation, cellular component: phosphopantothenoylcysteine decarboxylase complex.